This is a messenger RNA of Nannospalax galili (Upper Galilee mountains blind mole rat), 289 nucleotides long. RefSeq names its product germ cell-less protein-like 1. The record is from RefSeq and is a predicted model, not a curated record. NCBI's taxonomy places the organism in Eukaryota, Metazoa, Chordata, Mammalia, Rodentia, Spalacidae. The transcript has 3 exons. Gene Ontology annotation, cellular component: nucleus. Gene Ontology annotation, biological process: germ cell development. The coding region runs from base 38 to 280 and encodes 80 amino acids.
UUUAACCCAACAGUGUGGUGAGACAGUGAAGGAAACAAUGAAUGUGAAAACUGUGUGUGGCUGUUACACAUCAUCAGGGACCUGUGGAUUAGAUUCUGUAAAGAAAAAUAUAAACAUCAUGAAACAGCUCAUUGGUUCAUCUAACAUAUUUGUGAUGCAAGUGGAGAUGGAUGUAUAUACCGCUCUUAAAAAGCUAGUGCCUUCCCGGAAUGGAUCUCUAAAGCAGCUUUUGACAGAAACAGAUGUCUGGUUUUCCAAGAGGGUGAAAAGGUAUAUCUGAAUUUUUUAU